Molecule: messenger RNA, 327 nt
Organism: Solanum verrucosum
Lineage: Eukaryota; Viridiplantae; Streptophyta; Magnoliopsida; Solanales; Solanaceae
Product: putative cysteine proteinase inhibitor 7
Exons: 1
Coding region: 1-327 (108 amino acids)
Molecular function (GO): cysteine-type endopeptidase inhibitor activity
Source: RefSeq, a predicted model, not a curated record
AUGGUAUUAGUUGCUUUCACCUUCUGUCAUGUUUUUGCCGAUGAUCAAAAGUUACAUGGUGAUUGGCAGUCCAUAUCAAUAAAUGAUAUAAACAAUCCUAAAUUGGUGGACAUUGCAAAAUUUGCAAUAAAUACAGAAAAUAUGCAAUCAGAAAACAUUGGAUUGGAAUUUCAGAGUUUAUCUGAUGGAAGAACUAAAGUUGAUAAUAAUGGCACCACUUAUGACUUGACAAUUGUCGCCAUGGAAUUCGAUGAAGUAAAUGUUUAUGAAAUUAUUGUUUUUGAGAAUUCUAAGGACCAUGUUAGAAAACUUAUUUCCUUUGAUUAA